This is a messenger RNA of Talaromyces amestolkiae, 801 nucleotides long. RefSeq lists its product as uncharacterized. NCBI's taxonomy places the organism in Eukaryota, Fungi, Ascomycota, Eurotiomycetes, Eurotiales, Trichocomaceae. The transcript has a single exon. The record is from RefSeq and is a predicted model, not a curated record. Bases 1 to 801 code for a protein of 266 amino acids.
AUGCGUUCUAUCCUCGUCAGCGCAGCCCUCAUCGGCUCUACUCUCGCCUUCCCCGGGUACUGGGCUGAACGUAGACACUAUGGCACUGGCACCGGUAUUGCUCCUCCACCUCCACCUCAGACCAGCACCAUCACCACUACCUCCAUUCCUCCCGUCACCGCUACCACCACCAGCGUAAGCGAAUGGAGCACCGCAACCGAGACAGAGACAAUCACAAAAACCACCUUUGUGCCCUGCUCCACUUCCGUUGGUACGAGGGGUUCGUCGACUGUGUUCUCUACUUGGCUUACAUCUACUACUUCCGUGUGGACUUCGACUUGGACUACUGUCGUUCCUGUGACUACCACGACGACUCCUGUUGUUGUACCUGUUGGGUCCGGGACGGGGACUGCGUGCCCCUUGCCGGUUACGACGACGCAUACUGAGACUACCACCGCAACUGUGACUGUGACUGUGACUGCGCCUAGUGUUCCUGAGACGACGGCUACAACUACUACAGCUGUUGUUGUCCCACCUCCUCCGCCUGCAGAUUCUACUUCUACAUCUACCCUGACUAAGACUUGCACCACUACUGGCACUGCUACCGGAACAGCUACAGGAACAGCCACAGGAACAGCCACCGGAACAGAGACAGGCAUCACGACAACCACAACCACCACAAAGCCCACCUCAACAACCACAACUACCACUCUCAUCGGCACAGGAACUACAACCGGCCCCGUAGGCACAGGCACCGGCUCUCCCAGCUGGGGCCACAAAUGGAACGAUGCAAAGAAGCCUAUUGUUCACCGGGUGCUUUAA